UCAGGUUGUCCCGAAGGAAAGGUGGGUCCACAUUGCGAUGUGACGUGCCACUGCAACGGCAAUCGGUGCCUUAAAGAUGGAUACUGCACCAAUGGCACGUCCUGUGCACCGGGAUGGUUUGGUCCGGCCUGCCAAUACCGUAAGUCUACUGUCAAACGAUGUUGUUGAUUUCCGGACACGCCAAUACAUAGGUCUGCUUUCAAUUCAGGAUUCUGUCCGUUGUCCCAAUUGCGCAAGUUUGCUUGUAAAUAAAUAGUUUGGUGCAGGUAGCCAACACUGUAAAUCUAUUUUAAAUUUUGAUGUUUCGUCCGGUCUGCCUAUAGCGUUAGUCUUCGGUCAAUAGAUGGUUUUGUACAAAAUGCCAAAAAUGUACGUCUUCUGUCAAAGGUGGUUGCAACGGACUGCCAACACAGUAAGUUUGCUCUCGAAUGAUGCCAGCCAAAAACUUAUUACGUCAAUAAAUAAUGUAUGUCUGUAUAUAAUGUGAUUUGAAGAACGUCAAUAUUCUCCCAGAAAAUAUGGCCUUUAGCGGACAAGGGUUAAGUCACGUGCUCAUUGACAGCGAUGAUAAGACUUGCUACAGAAACAAACAGAAAUCCGAGACAUUAAAGCUGCAGUCGUCGACACUCUUUACUUGGUUAAGAGUUGUCUUCCACAGUAAAGGUAGGUAACUGCGAUAGAGUUGGAAAGGGCUAAGUAAAAACGCUUCUGGGGAAAGAAAUAAAUGUAAACUAUAAAAACAAAAUAAUUAAAACUUAUUUUUUUUAAAAAUAUAAAUUCGCUUUUAAAACAUGUCAGCCUUAGUUUAAUUAAUUUGGUCAUACAUUUCUCAGCUCAAGUUUUUGGAGUAUCGAUAGAAAUUAAAUCUGGGGCUGACAGAGUUGCGACCAACUUGUCAUGCGGAACCUGGAGACACGCUGAAAAGACGCACUACAGCUUGGACAUCUUUUGUUCCAAGGAUCACGUUGUCGACAGCAUCAAGCUAACCUGGAAAGGUUACGGAAAUAUUUGUUCAGUUUACGUCAAUGGAGGUAAACAAUUUUAA
This is a messenger RNA of Lymnaea stagnalis (great pond snail), 1045 nucleotides long. Lineage: Eukaryota; Metazoa; Mollusca; Gastropoda; Lymnaeidae. The record is from the annotation of a GenBank genome assembly.